Molecule: messenger RNA, 2754 nt
Organism: Elephantulus edwardii (Cape elephant shrew)
Lineage: Eukaryota; Metazoa; Chordata; Mammalia; Macroscelidea; Macroscelididae
Gene: ITPKB
Product: inositol-trisphosphate 3-kinase B
Exons: 7
Coding region: 1-2754 (917 amino acids)
Biological process (GO): inositol phosphate biosynthetic process
Cellular component (GO): cytoplasm; nucleus
Molecular function (GO): inositol tetrakisphosphate kinase activity; inositol-1,4,5-trisphosphate 3-kinase activity
Source: RefSeq, a predicted model, not a curated record
AUGGCUGUGUACUGCUAUGCGCUCAAUAGCCUGGUGAUCAUGAAUAGCGUCAACGAGGUGAAGAGCGCCGACAGCCCCGGCCCCAGCGGCAGCCAGACGCCCGGGGCCCGGGGCAGGGCUGUGCUGAGCCCUGGCAGCGUUUUCAGCCCUGGCAGAGGCACCUCUUUCCUCUUUCCCCCGGUGGAGUCGUUGUCGCCCGAAGAGCCUGGGAGCCCCAGGAGUUGGCGGUGUGGCCGGCACCGACAGAGCAGCGGCAGCGGCAGCGGCAGCGGCAGUGGAGGCAGCAGCAGCAGCAGCGUAGGCAGCCCGAGCUGGGCGGGUCGGCUGAGAGGGGACGGGCAGCAGGUGGUGGCCUCUGGUACCCUCAGCCCCACUGAGCCGGAGGAGGCCAAGAGGAAGCUGCGGAUCCUGCAGCGCGAGUUGCAGAACGUGCAGGUGAACCAGAAGGUAGGCAUGUUCGAGGCGCACAUCCAGGCGCAGAGCUCCUCUGUGCAGGCGCCCCGCAGCCCGCGAUUGGGUAGGGCUCGUUCACCCUCGUGUCCCUUACGCAGCAGCAGCCAGCCCCCUGCACGGGUCCUUGCCCCGUGCUCCAGAGGCGAGGAACGGAGGACCAAAUCAUGGGGGGAACAGUAUUCAGAAACUUCUGAGACCAACUCGCGGAGGACAGGAGGGGACCUCAGCCUGUGCCCCACCAAGGACCGAGAAGGAGUGGCAUCCUUGUCCAGCCUGACUUCUCCGAAAGUACCAGGGGUGCAGGCUCCUGCUGCUUCUGUGACUAUGGAGAAAAGAGGCCCAUCCAGUCCCCCCUGUUGCUCACCCAUCUCUGUGGAAAUUGACAAGAGGGUCUCCUUGUGGGAAACUCCCAGCUGCCAGGCUCUUUCACAGGGGCUGAACAAAGUGAGCUUUGUGGUGGCUACGGAACUGACACCAGGAACCCCACUCACUGGGCCACACGAUGUGCAUGAUCCUGCUCUCCCCGAGAUUGGGAAGCCCCUUUUGGAGCAACAUCAUCAGAUUGUGGGCAGUGAGAUAAAGCUGGACUUGGCAAGGGGUGGAUCCGGCGGUGGGGACCCCAGUGAGAAGAUGGGGAAGGUAGCCUGUGACAUGUCAAGCUCUUGGGCUCUUGAAGUCCAAGAAAGGCCAGCGAUGACUGUGAACACGCAAAGCUCAGAGGGCCAGAGCUGGCUGGGGCUGCCUGCAGAACUGAGCUCUGAGGAGACCAGUAGUGGGGUCCUGGUGGUCCAGGCUUUGCAGAGCUCUCACAAAGGGGAGGAAAGGUGUCUCACACUAGAGAGUAGCCACUCUACACAGCUGGGUACCAGGGGAAUUGAGGAGGGAAUUCCCUCUGGCCGAAUCCCUUUGCCCUGUUGGGAGACAGCAAAAGAUCUGAAAGAACCUGGCCUUCCUCAUAACCAGCUGGAGAUGCAGCUUGCCACCCCCAGAGCCUGGCUGGGUCCUAUGGAAGAAGCGGGGCUGGCCUGGACGCAUGACCUAAGGAUACAGUUGGAGGGCACCUGGGAGUCCCAGCAACAGGAAAGAGAACAUGGAAGCUCAGAGCAGCUGCCUCCAGAUCAGGAAGACAAACCUUCCCAGAUGGAAGUCUGCAGCCCUGGUGCUAUACCUGCAGUCAUCAUAACAGACCUGGGCACCCAGGAAGACGGGGGCUUGGAGGAGACUCAGGGAAGCCCCCGGGCCAGCCUGCCACUGAGGAAACUGUCCUCUUCCUCUGCGUCCUCCACGGGUUUCUCAUCCUAUGAGGACUCAGAGGAGGACAUAUCUAGUGACCCCGAGCGCUCCCUGGACCCCAACUCGGCCUUCCUGCACACCCUGGACCAGCAGAAGCCCAGAGUGAGCAAAUCAUGGCGGAAGAUCAAAAACAUGGUGCACUGGUCUCCCUUCGUCAUGUCCUUCAAGAAGAAGUACCCCUGGAUCCAGCUGGCGGGACACGCAGGGAGCUUCAAAGCCGCAGCCAAUGGCCGGAUCCUGAAGAAGCACUGCGAGUCAGAACAGCGUUGCCUGGACCGGCUGAUGACCGACGUGCUGAAACCCUUCGUGCCAGCCUACCAUGGUGACGUGGUCAAGGAUGGGGAGCGCUACAACCAGAUGGAUGACCUGCUGGCUGACUUCGACUCACCCUGCGUGAUGGACUGUAAGAUGGGCAUCAGGACCUACCUGGAGGAGGAGCUGACCAAGGCCCGCAAGAAGCCCAGCCUGCGGAAGGACAUGUACCAGAAGAUGAUUGAGGUAGACCCCAAGGCCCCGACCGAGGAGGAGAACGCCCAGCGGGCUGUCACCAAACCACGCUACAUGCAGUGGAGGGAGACCAUCAGCUCCACAGCCACCCUUGGGUUCAGGAUCGAGGGCAUCAAGAAGGAAGAUGGCUCUGUGAACCGGGAUUUCAAGAAGACCAAGACGAGGGAGCAGGUGACCGAGGCCUUCAGAGAGUUCACCCAAGGGAACCGGAACAUCCUGAUUGCCUACCGGGACCGGCUGAAGGACAUCCGGGCCACUCUCGAGGUGUCUCCUUUCUUCAAGUGUCAUGAGGUCAUUGGCAGCUCUCUCCUCUUCAUCCAUGACAAGAAGGAGCAGGCCAAGGUGUGGAUGAUUGACUUCGGGAAGACCACGCCCCUGCCCGAGGGCCAGACCCUGCAGCACGAUGUACCCUGGCAGGAGGGCAACCGUGAGGACGGCUACCUGUCAGGGCUCAACAACCUCAUCGACAUCCUGACGGCCAUGGAGGACGGGGACGCCUGA